This is a messenger RNA of Notechis scutatus (mainland tiger snake), 644 nucleotides long. Lineage: Eukaryota; Metazoa; Chordata; Lepidosauria; Squamata; Elapidae. The record is from RefSeq and is a predicted model, not a curated record.
UCCGCACCCGGUCAAGCCCAUGAGAAGCACGGCUGCCCCAGAGUCCCCACGCAAGGAGAAGGCUCCCGAGGCUUCCAGUCCGAGCCCCAUCCAGACCACUGGCCAGGAGCAGCUCACCCUCCAGUCCGUCCUUAGUGGGAGCUUCGCAGCCUCGGUGAUGCAGCUGGAGGAGACGGAGCCCAAUCAGAGCCCCCCCACCAAGUACCACCACCUGACGCGGGAGGAGCUGCUCCAACUUCUUCUGCGACGGGAAGCCGAGCUGGGCAAGAAGGAGGAGCAGGUGCAGGAGCUGGAGGGCUACAUCGACCGGCUGCUGGUGCGCAUCAUGGAGCAAUCACCCACCUUGCUGCAGAUCCCUCUCGAGGAGGUGGCCAAGGCCACCCAGUAGCCCCCCCUGCCAGGAAUCCCAUCGCCCCUCCCUUCCUGCCUGGGUUUGGUCUGCUGAAUGUUCCCCUCCUUUGGCGCAGGCAGCACCUCUACCCCAGGACACCCUGCUCCCUCAGCCUCCCUGUAGCCUCCGUCCAGGAUCUCUGGUGGACCUUCAAACCUGUCGGGCAUCACGGACUCUUCUUGACACAGUGGCGUGUGUCCCAGGCUGCGGGGCGGCCCUGCAAACUUCCUGGCCUGUCCCUUUGCAAAUGUCG